This is a messenger RNA of Panonychus citri (citrus red mite), 4328 nucleotides long. RefSeq lists its product as uncharacterized. NCBI's taxonomy places the organism in Eukaryota, Metazoa, Arthropoda, Arachnida, Trombidiformes, Tetranychidae. The transcript has 7 exons. Bases 963 to 3683 code for a protein of 906 amino acids. The record is from RefSeq and is a predicted model, not a curated record.
CAAAAUCGUUAGCACGAAAUAAGGUAUUGAAUGAAUGUUAAUUAAUUACGAUAAAUAGUAAUCAUGAUGAUGUUAUUUUAAGGUGGUGGAUCAGUUUUACUUCCCAAGGUAUAACCUUGUGGAUACACCUUCUUAUGUCUCUCUCACCUUUUCAUUAUCCUCAUCAUCUUCAUCUUCAUCUUCAUCUUCUCCAUCCUCAUCUUCUUGUUUCUUGUUUUUUCGUUACAACGAUUUCUUAGCACCUUCGAUUUUAAUCCUUCGUUCUAAUGGCGUUGGUGUGUUGUAUCCGAAUUCCAAUCAAUGUCUUUUUACCUUCUUAACUUAUCUUCUUUUCUCUCUCUCUCUCUCUCUCUCUCUCACUCAUCAUCCUUAUCUUCAGCUUCUUCUUUAGCUCUUCUAAGCCUCACACUAAUCAUCAUCAGUAAUCCUUCAGAAUGGAUCAAGUUAAUCACAAUUUAUGGUUAAUCAUUUCGUUGUGAAUGUUAAUCAUGGUUGGUCUUACUCUUUAUUCAAUAUAUUAUUUCAUCUCAUCAAUUUUAAUUGUUACCUUUCUAAUUAUUUUCCUUCAAUUGUUACACCAAUCAUUUCAAUCUGAUUAACAGCAAUCACUCAAUUCAACAAUUUAAUCAUUUAUAUAAAAGUUUAAUUUUUAUCAUUAAAAAUCAUUUUUUUUAUAAUCAACGUUUAGUUCAUUGUUUUUAAUUGUUGUUUACGUUUCUUUUUUAAUUGUUAUACAGAUUAUCGAGUUAAUUUAAUUUAUCACCUUUAACCAAACCCAUUGAUUGUGUGGAUUAAAGUGAUUAACCCUCUUGGUCAAUAUAAAAUUUAAUCAUUUGACCAACUGACCAAUCAGUAAAUCAACAAUUACAAUCGGAUUUACCAGUAAUUUAACAUCAAAUGUAUUUUUUUGGACUACGAUUAACUAAUUACUCUGUUAAUCAUAUGGAUAAAUGUAAAUCAAGAUGAGAAUCAUAAUGAAGGUCCUUCUACAAUUAGGAUUGAUUCUGUCCUUUGGAAUUGGGGAUAUUCUGAAUCAAAUCAGCCAACAACAUGUUCAAAGUCAAGUUCCAAUUCCUAUUGAUGGUUCCGGCGAAGCGGUUCCAAUACCGAUUCAAACUUCGCACGAAGAUGUGAUUUCACUUCCGCUUCGAGCUCCACCGCCACUGUUACCAUCUUUUCCAACGGAAACCAUUUCGAUCCAAAGUUCGGGAGGUUCGGUUGUAUUGACGGACGAUGAUCUCGAAAGAUUGGAAAAAGAAAGGACUCGAAAUGUUGUCCGAUUAGCGGCAACUGAUCAACUAAAUUCAGAGAUAAUUACAAAUCGAACUCGAGCUUACCUUUCUUGUGAAUCUGGUGAAAUGGUUGUCAAGAUCAACUUCAGUGUCCCAUUUAGAGGAGUCGCUUAUGCCAAUUACGAUCGUUCAUCUAACUGUAAAUUCUAUGGCGACGGAAGCCAAUAUUACGAGAUGAAAAUACCUCUUAAAGGCUGUGGAACCAAACAGGAAGCGCCUCGAUUGUUCAUCAAUAACAUAAUCUUCCGAUUCCAUCGGUCACUAGAACUCGAAGAGGACGAGAUCAAAACGAUUAUUUGUCGAUACCCACCACCAUUAGCACCACCACCCGCUGAUCCAUUACCACCAAUAGUCGAACCUGUUGCUCCAGUUCCGCUAUUGGUUCCUAAUAGAUUGUCCGAAAUCGAGCUUAUCUUAAUCAUCUGUGCUCUUCUGUUUUUAACUCUUCUUCUUCUUGGUAUCGGGUGUGGUUACUAUUGUUUGAAACGUCGAAAUAUUAAGAUCGUUCGAAAGAAGCGACACUUUACUCCCGCUCCAUCAGAGAUAACCAAAGUCUCUUCGAUCAUCGAUACCAUUCGGAUACCUCGAGUCACCGCUCCACCAACAGAAUCUAGUGAAACCGAUUAUCCCUCUGAAUCACCUUCAGAUGAUGACGGAAGACGAACCAUUGUCUCAGAAACAUCGACUCUCCGUCAAGAUCGUUAUCGAUUUGAAAAUGCUGCCUUUCUUCCCGAACCUUAUCCUCUUGAUAUCGAGCGAGGUGAUUCAAUCUCUUCAUUCCCAGUUGCAGCUAUUCAUCGACCUGAGAUUACCAAACGUGACAUAAUGACCACAAUUGUCACAACGGAAAAUUUAACCGACGAAGACGAAUACACGACUCGAUAUCGAGCCGCUCAUAGUAGAUUGUAUCAAAAACAACCGACCUACUCCGAUGCUCCUUCACUUCGAGGAAGUAUUCCAGAUGAUGACGACUGGUCUCAUUCGGAGAUCGUCGAGAGAACACCAACUAAAGCCUAUGUUGCCCCACCGGUGUUGACAACGGAAAAUCUUGAUGACACUUAUGUGGACAGAAGGGGUGAUCGAGAAGUAAUCGAAGAAAAUUCGAUAAAUCAACUAUCUGUUAUUCCCGCUCCCAAGAUUCUGGUUAAAAAUAUCGAUGAUCUUUAUGUGACCAAUAUCGAGGAAACAGUGACCACUGAAAGUAUCUUCAAGGAAUCGGGUAAUCGGACAGUCGAUAAACCCAAAGCACUAACAACCACAACAACUACCGCAACAUCAGAAUCAUUAUCUGGUCGAGUUCAAGAUAAAAGUCGAGUGACAAGUCAUAUUAACACUCGCCCAUCAAACUAUCAAGUUGAAAGAACUCGUGAACUUCUUGAUGUUUAUCAAGAUCGUGAUCGAGGUUCAAGUCAAUUUGAGGAAUCUGAACGUUACAAAAUCUCAAAUCGCUCGAUAAUCAAAGAUGAUCGAGUUGAGGGAAGUAAAUUAAAGACACGAUUCAGUGAUCAAGACACGACGAAAACAUCAUCGGGAGGAACAACGAAACAAUAUCAUGGUGAUGCUCGAACGUCCAAAAUGUCCGAAUCGUACCAACACCAACAACAAGAACACCAAGAAUCAUCAACAAUGAUCCGAUCUAAAAGUAAUGUGAUAUUAAAUAUAUUGGAUAGUCCGCCGAAAGUUGAAGGAAUUGAACAAUUAUCUUCUAACGAUCGAACCAAAUGGCGAACAACAAUAGUGACCGAUGAAGUUUUCCGAAGUUUAAUCAUCGAAUCAACUACAGUCGAGGAAUAUGUCCGAAUCUCUCGUGACAUUAGGUACGAGAAAUUGUUCAGUACCAACACAUGGGAAACCAUAAUUCGUAUUCUAACCCAUCCAAGUGUUACCAGUUUAUCGAUUGGAACGGAGGAUGAUUUUAACGCCGAAUGGUCUGAAACACUGUACAGGAUAAGACCCGAGAGACGGCCUAAAGAUAACACGGGUUCAACUCGAUCAAGUUGGACAGUUGACUACGAUUUAAGGUCAAUUACCGAAGAGGAUGUUAACUUUACUAGACUUCAAAAGGAAUCGUCGUCUUCGUGGUCCGAGUCCACAUCUCAACAACAACAGCACAAACAUUUAACCACCAGUGUUGUACCACCGCCUCCACCUCCUCCUCCUCCACCACCACCGCAAUCAACAUCAAUUGUGACAAAAACCGAUGUGCCAAUUAAAGGUGUAACUUCAUCAUCGUCAUCUAAUUAUCAACAAUCAACUCGAACCUCGGGUUCAGCGGUAACUGGAUCUCGAGUUGAACAACAAUCGUCAAGAUCAAUGAUCGGCUUUUAUUCAGCCUCAAAUAUUAGAUCACAACAACAACACCAACAACAAUUUAAACAACACAAACGUUAAUUAUAAUUAGUUUUCAAUUAUCAAUAAAUUUUAUUUCUCAAUUGUCAUCAACAAUCAUCUCAAUCAUCUCAAUCAUCAUCAUCAUCAUCAACUUUUCCUAAUCAUAACAUUUUCUUCAUCAUUAAAGGACAACAAUUAACAUUAUUGCAAUGAUAUCAAGCCAGGAAUCAAAUUUGAUUUCGCACAAAAGGAUUGAUCAUUUUUCUCAUUGAUUGUCAUUGGACAAAUUAAAUUGUUACACUAACUUAAUUGUCGUUAUCACUUCGUGUCUUGAUAAUCAAACACCAUCAACAAUCAGCGAAGAAGAAGAAAUUAAAUUAAACUAACAUCAAACCGAUGGUCAAUUAAUCAAUUUGAUUCUCAUCUUGACAGAACAAUUAAUCUUAACGAUUAACUUAUUUUUCUUUCUCUCUUGUAACAAUCUAUUAUUAUCAUCGAAAGCAAUCAAAUUAAUCCUUUAAUUGCUUGUCUAUUAUUUAAUUAUUGUUAAGAUUUAAAGAUUAAAAAGUUAAUCUACCAAUUCGGAGAUAUAAUUUUAUCUAUUAAUCUUUAAAUCUUUCUAAUUGAGAUUAAUUGUCCUGUCAAUUUGUAAAUCGUGAUUAAUUUUAAUCAUCAACCCUUUCGUUUUUUUUUGUUUUAUCAAAA